GGGGUCCUCCAUUCCCAGGAGCGUUUCCCGCUGGUGUCCCGGCUAGGAGCUCCCAGCCUCCCACGACCCCAGACCCGCCGGGACCGCUUUCCUCCGCUCGCGCGCUCAUGACGGACAUGCCGGACAAGAAACUUGUGGUCGUUUUUGGAGCCACAGGUGCCCAGGGGGGCUCAGUGGCCCGGACACUCCUGGAAGAUGGGACAUUCAGGGUUCGAGUGGUGACCCGGGACCCUGGGCAGCAGGCAGCAAAGGCAUUGAGGCUGCAAGGUGCAGAAGUGGUGCAGGGAGACCAGGACGACAAGGCCAGCAUGGAGCUGGCCCUGACUGGGGCUUACGCCACCUUCAUCGUGACCAACUACUGGGAGAACCUCAGCCAGGAGCAGGAGGUCAAGCAGGGAAAACUGCUGGCUGAUCUGGCCAAGCGCCUGGGCCUUCACUACGUGGUCUACAGUGGCCUGGAGAACAUCAAGAAGCUGACGGGUGGGAAACUGGCCGCCGGCCACUUUGAUGGCAAAGGCGAGGUGGAGGAAUACUUCCGGGACAUCGGCGUUCCCAUGACUAGCGUGCGGCUGCCCUGCUACUUCGAGAACCUCUUAUCCUACUUCCUGCCCCAGAAAGCCCCAGAUGGAAAGAGCUACUUGCUGAGCCUGCCCAUGGGCGACAUCCCCAUGGACGGGAUGGCUGUGGCAGACCUGGGUCCAGUGGUGCUUAGCCUGCUGAAGGCGCCAGAAGAGUAUGUCGGACAAAACCUGGGGCUCAGCACCUGCAGGCACACGGUGGGGGAGUAUACCACCCUCCUCACCAAGCAUACUGGCCAUGCUGUGCACGACGCCAAGACGACUCCAGAGGAAUAUGAGAAGCUUGGCUUCCCUGGGGCCCAGGAGCUGGCCAACAUGUUCCGUUUCUAUGCCAUGAAACCCGACCGCAACAUCGAAUUGACCCUGAAACUCAACCCCAAGGCCAGGACCCUGGACCAGUGGCUGGAGCAGCACAAGGGGGACUUUGCCCACCUGUGACUCUGCCUGCCUCUCGAACCUGAGUCUGUGGGGAAGGGAGGCACGGGGUCAUGAUUAUCCUUUUUUGUGUUAAAAAAAAUUUUUUUUUUGAAUAAAGGCCAUUGUUCUUGCAGAUGGUUUCCAAAAGAAAGGGGCUUUGUUUCUGGGAUUUGGGCUAGAGUGGCAGCUGCUGGGGUGCCGACGGCGUUAACGUGAUUGG
Molecule: messenger RNA, 1215 nt
Organism: Trichechus manatus latirostris (Florida manatee)
Lineage: Eukaryota; Metazoa; Chordata; Mammalia; Sirenia; Trichechidae
Gene: NMRAL1
Product: NmrA like redox sensor 1
Exons: 6
Coding region: 108-1016 (302 amino acids)
Cellular component (GO): nucleus
Source: RefSeq, a predicted model, not a curated record